Loxodonta africana (African savanna elephant) is the source of this 12327-nucleotide messenger RNA. It is a transcript of the gene INSYN1, whose product is annotated as inhibitory synaptic factor 1. The transcript has 3 exons. Gene Ontology annotation, cellular component: postsynaptic density. NCBI's taxonomy places the organism in Eukaryota, Metazoa, Chordata, Mammalia, Proboscidea, Elephantidae. Bases 3816 to 4610 code for a protein of 264 amino acids. Gene Ontology annotation, biological process: inhibitory postsynaptic potential. The record is from RefSeq and is a predicted model, not a curated record.
AGUGGCGGCGAGCGGGAGCGGAUUCGACAGCGCAUGAAGAUGGUCAUCGGGCAGCUUGAGGGCAUCCUGCGGGAGCUCAAGGAGGUAGCCAAGGAGCUGAGGGAGGCUCCCCAGUACUCCAGGAUACCAGGCUAAUCCCUGCAGGGUCUCUCUGCCCCAGCCCCUCACAGCCCGUGGGUCUUAGGAUGCAGCACAGCCGGCGGCAAAGAGCUAGGGCUCUGGUCCAAACCCUUGCUCUGCCCCUUCUUAGCUGUGUGCACUCGGCAAAGUGACUUUACCUCUCUGUGUUUCUGUCUCCUCAUCUGUAAAAUGAGGAAAAUACAUUUAAACUCUCUCCCUGCCCCUGGGUUGUUGUGAGAAUUAAAUGAGAUGUUGUUGCUAGUUGCCUUCGCGUUGAUUCCGACUUAUGGCGACCUCACCUGUGUGGCGUGCUCCACAGGGUCUUCAAGGCUGUGACUUUUCAGAAGCAGAUCGCUUGGCCUGUCUCUCAAGAAGCCUCUGGGUGGGUUCGAUCUGCCAACUUUUCAGCUAGUAGUCGAAUGCUUAACCUAAUUUGUGCCACCUGGGGACUAUUAAAUGAGAUAUUAUAUGUAAAAUACUUAGCACAGUAAUGGAGCACAAUACCAGUACCCAGUACCCAGUGCCGUCAAGUUGAUUCUGAAUCAUAGCGACCCUAUAUUGGAGAUCCCAUUCCUCUCCCUCUCACUGUCACUCUGUAUCCCCUUUCUGUGCAGGUAGGGGUGAGUAUGGAGCACAAUAAGUCAGCUCCGUAUCUGGUAGAUAUUAUUAAUGAAUUAUUCUAGCACUGGCCUGCUCCGCUACUCCAUGUCUAGCCAUGCUUUCUGGAGUCACAUCAGCUUCUUAGCCGUGAUCAGGAAGGCCAGGACCAGGAACCUGACCUCCUAGCUGGCUGGGGCUCUUUAAUUUCUCUUGGAGUAGGUGGUCCCACCCCUACCUGCAGAAAAAGGGGACAGAGAGUGACAAUGACAGGGAUAGGAAUGGGAUCUCCAAUAAACUGGCUUUUGAACAGAGGCUCAAAGGAAGUGAGGGAACAAGCCAAAUGGAUAUCUAGAGGAAGAGCAUCCCAGGCAGUGGGGACAACCAGUGCAAAGGUCUUGAGGUGGCCCUGGGCUUGACAUGUUCAAGAACCGCAAGGAAGCCAGUGCAGCUGGAGUGGGUGAACAAGGAGGAGGAAAGCAGGAGAAGAGGUCAGGAAGGGAGCCAGGAGCCGGGUCACAUAGCGGCCGUGGUGUGGAAUUUGGAUUUUGUUAUGAGUGAGAAUUUCAUACUCUAUCCAGGAGUCUCUUGCAUGUGCUGUUGGGGUGCCAUCAAGUCAGUUUCCAUUCAUAGUGACCCCAUGUGAGAGAAGAGUGUUUUCAAGGCUGUAAUCUUUACAGAGGAGCAGAUUGUCAAAUCUUUCUUCCAUGGAGCUGCUGGGUGGGUUCGAACCGCCAGCCUUUCAGUUAGGAGCCAAUCGCUUAAUCAUUGAGCCACCAGGGUUCCUUCAUGUUUAUAUUACUAGGUGAGAAUCUGCCUCCCGUUGUCCCAUUUCCCACCAUCCCAGGUCAAGGGCCCUCUUCUUGGCUUCCAGAUGUUGAGCUUCGCUUGAGCAGGUACUUGGCCUCCUCGUCCUUGGCCUUGCCCUCCCCAAGAUGUCACUCAGGAUGGGCUGGGUGCAUGGUCCUUGAGUUGAACACCUAUACCCACCCCUAUCUCUGGCUCUGAGCCAGGGCAUUACUUAAGGGCACAGUUGUCCACCUUGGCCCUAGCCCCUCAGGGAGGUGAAGAGGCAGGCACCAGCCUUCCCCAGCUGAGAUGGCAGUUGCCCACCUUGGCCCUAGCCCCUCAGGGAGGUGAAGAGGCAGGCAUGAGCCUUCCCUAGCUGAGAUGGCAGUGGAGGAUCCCCAGCUGGUUUUCCCCAGAAGCAGAAGAGGCAGCUUGUUCUCUGGCCACCCAAUUGUGCAGUCCCUUCGGCAAGGUGCUGCAGACGAAGGUGGCAGGAAAGCUAUAGGCCAGGCGGGCGUGAGAUGAAUGUGGCCCGGCCAGGCAGCAGCUAGAGCAGUGGAGGCUGGGGACCACGGUGCCUGUGCCAAACUGGGUCAGCUCCGUCACCCGCAGCUCAGCAAGAGUCGCGCGGAGUUUUUCUUUUUUUUUCUCGCCUUUCCAUUCCUCCCUUUUCCCUCUGCUUUCUCCUCUGAACAGACUCACUGCUGCUCCCUGGCCAAUUAGGCCAAGUUGCAUGAAGAGAGUAGUAAAUCACGGUCAGCUCACCUACCUCUCCCCAGUGCCAGCCCCCCACCCCCAGAAAGAUAAUAAAUAACGUAAUCACGGAAUUAAAAAAAUAAUUAGUGGUCCUAAAUAAUGCAGAAUCCCCAGUUAUGUAACUGGCUGCCUGGGGAGCUGGGCUGGAGGGGAGGAGAUAGCAGCUUGUCAGGCGAGGUGAGGGGGUCGGAGGUGAGGACAGGGGGAAGAAGCUGGUCCUGGGACUCCGGGGGCCCCAGACCUGGCUCUUGAGCCUUAAGGAAUACAGAGGCGCUUUCCUCAGGAAGGGGACUCAGCCAGAGCGGGGGGGAGGGGAAGGGGCUGGGCAGUAUUAGGGUGUUCAAGACUGUGGACGCAGAAAAGAAGGCCCUGGUGGCUUUUAAUCAAUCCUUCUGUCUCAGCUCAUCCAUUCAUCCUACAACUGAAUUUACAAAGAGUUGCCAAGCUCUCUGCCAGGCUGGGGCCCCGGUCGUGGGGCCUGCUGUCUAGUGGGGAGAUCAUUACACGUGUUGUCAUUAGGUGCUGUUGAGUUGAUUUCAACUCAUAGCAAUCCCAUAUGGACAGACUAGGACUGCCCCAUAGGGUUUCCUAGGCUGUAAUCUUUACAGAGGAGCCCUGGUGGUGCAGUGGGUAAGCGUUCAGCGGCUAACCAAAAGGUUGGCAUUUCGAACCCAGCAGCCACUCCUUGGAAACCCUAUGGGGCAGUUCUCCUCUGUCCUGUAGGGUUGCUAUGAGUCAGAAUCAACUCGACAGCAACAGGUGUGGUUUUUUGGGUUUAAUAUUUAUGGAAGUGGACCACCAGGUCUUUCUCCUGUGGAGCCAUUGGGUGAGUUCGAACCUCCAACCUUUCAGUUAGCAGCUUAGUAAUUAACCAUUACACUACCAGGGCUCCAUAUCAUUACACAUAUGGAUGUAGCAGUGAUAAGAGGUGCUUAAGGAGAGGUGCAGAGUGCUUUAAGAGUCUUUCAUAGAGUAUGUGACCUUGACUGGGGGUCAGGGAAGGCUUCUCUGAGGAAGUGAUGAUGGAAUGACUUGCAAAGGAAGGAGGGCCCUCCAGGUGAGGCCCAGGGGCAGAAGUGAGCAGGGAGUGUGUGGGGUGGUGAGGAGGUGGGCCUCGCAGCAGGGAGGCCCCUAGCUGGAGAGGAAAGGACCUGUGGCCAGAUUUGUUGUUCGGUUGUGUUUGGGGAGCAGAGAAGGGCUGGAACCAGAGGGGUGACAUGAUCCUGAUUAGAAAGUUCCCUGGAUGCAGGUUAGAGCAGGACCCACACAGGAAGCUAUCAGCAAUGGGAAGACCAGACGGUUCAGUGUUCAGGUGAGCAAGGCUAAGGCCAUGACCAGGACAGAGGGCAGGGAUGCCCCUGGGGACAGGGCCUGGGAUCCCCAGCAGGUUCUGUCAUUGCCCUCAGCCCUGCCCUUCCUCUCUAGUGCCCCCUCUUGCCCCCUCCAGGGCAGAUGAUCCUUGGUCUUAAGGGGCCAGGCCCAGGAGUCAGGAUUCUGGUCUCAGUUCAGCCCCUUCCAGUCUCUGGGCCUCAGCUUCCCCAUCAACAAGAAUAAUGAGAAGGAUGAACUCAAUCAACAGUGUCUCCAGUCCCUUCUACUUCCAGGUGGUGAGCCAGAUCGAUAAGCUGACCUCAGACUUCGACUUUGAACUGGAGCCAGAUGACUGGACCACAGCCACUGUGAGCAGCACCUCCAGCAGCGACAAGGCGGGUGUGGGUGGCCCUUUUGACCUGGGCCACCUGGACUUCAUGACAGCUGACAUACUCUCAGACAGCUGGGAGUUCUGCUCCUUCCUGGACAUGUCCACCCCCUCAGACUCUGUGGACUGUCCUGAGCUGGCCCGGCCAGUUGCUGGCCCUGACUACCGGCUCAUGAACGGUGGCAUGCCCAUUCCCAAUGGGCCGCAGGUAGAGACCCCAGACUCUUCCAGCGAGGAGGCUUUCAGCGCUGGCCCCGCCAAAGGCCAGCUGCCCCAGCGGACCCCGGAGCUGCCCCAGCGGACUCCGGGCACGCGGGAGAGGGUGCGGUUCAGUGACAAAGUGCUGUACCACGCACUGUGCUGUGAUGAUGAGGAGGGGGAUGGCGAGGAGGAGGCAGAGGAAGCGGAGGUGGGCCUGCCCCCCGAGCCCCCCCGCACAGAGGCCCUCACAGGCCCCCUCAAGCCCUCCCCAGCUCCCCCCAAGCCAAGGCGCUCUCCACUGACCAGCCACCGUUCAGGCCCCACCUUGGCCCCUGAGCAGACCCGGAGGGUCACACGGAACAGCAGCACCCAGACGGUGUCAGACAAGAGCACGCAAACGGUGCUGCCCUACACGGCCACCAGACAGAAAGCCAGAGGGAAAAACUAGGGGCCAGGGAGGGGCAGGGGGCAGUGGGCACAUAGAGCUAUAAAUAUAUAUAUAUUUAAACAAACACAGGCAUAAUAAAAUUGAAAAAUGCUAAGGAUCCGGCCCCGCAGACCCCAAGGCUGUCACAAAGCUCAUCUUGGACACAAGCGAUGCCCACUCACCUCCUAGGUUCCAGGAGGUGUGGCCAGAACCACCACUGCUUCUCAUUAGAGGGCUCCUAAAGGGGGUCCGGAAGCUCUGGUGGCGUAGUGGUUAAGAGCUAUGGCUGCUGACCAGAAGGUCAGCAGUUCAAAUCCACUAGACACUCCUUGGAAACCCUAUGGGGCAGUUCUACUCUGUUCUUUAGGGUUGCUAUGAGUCAAAAUUGACUCGACCAUGACAGGUUUGGCUUUUUUUGGUUUUUUGAAGGGGGUCUGUGAAAGUAUGUGAAUUACCAGGAUGGGGGAUGGAAUUGUUGAUGUGGGGGCCACUUCUCUGGGGGGUCCUGAGGCCAAGCCUCCCACUGGGGGACUGAGGUAGGGUAGUCUGGAGCUCCUCUUCCAGGGUAGAGCCCUGUGGUGGAGUCGGGCUGCUGGCCUGGGCUGUGUCCCAGAGGGGCUCUUUAGGUGGAGGUCUGCUCUGAAGGGGGCAAUCUCAAGUCCAGGGUAAUAGUGUGGACUGGAGGAGACUGUAGGACUGAACUGGGGGCAGUAUCAGUCUGGCUGGGCCCAUGAUCAUCUGCACCCUCAUGCCCUCUUUCCAAGGCAGACAGACAUGCUAGAUGUACCCACCCCGUCCACAUCCCUUCUAUCUCGGGGCUGCCUGGGACACAGAGGGAGGGCAAGCUGCUCCCAUGGGCAGGCUCCACAGACCAUGGAGGAUCCACCUGGACCACCUUCAAUCCUCUCAGCUCCUAUGCUGAGUCUGGUCCAUACUCCUCUAGGGAUCAAAGACUCAGGCAGAGCCUCAGCCAGCCCCUGACUUGGCCCUGAGCUGACCUGAGAUCAACAUGAGAAAGCAGGCAGCGGCCACCAUGGGGCUGUGAGCAAGGCCCACAACAGGCUUCUGGCCAUUUACACCAGGCAGCCUGCAGAGGAAUCUAGUGCCCCACUCCACCCCUUCUUCUCCACACCUGGGCCCUGAGCCUACCUUAGCAGGUCUUGAAUGACACCAGCGGAGACCAGGUAUGAGCCCAGAGGCACCGGGGCUCCAUCUGGAGCAUGACCUGCAUGAGGACAGCAUGUGAAUAUCCUUGGGAUAAUAGUCACAACUGUGCCAUACUUUUAUUAAGCAGGUCUCUAUGUCAGUACUAUACUGGGUAAUUUUUAUAGCAUUAUCUUAUCUUUGUUGUGUGCUGUUAAGUCCAUUCUGACACAUAGCAGCCCUAUAGGACAGAGUAGAACUUCCCCAUAGGCUUCCUGGGCUGUAAAUCUUUACGGGAGGAGAUCAUCAGCUCUUUUCUCCCGUGGUGCGGCUGGUGGGUUCAAAACAUCAAGCUUUCAUUAGCAGCCAAGCACGAAAAACCAAAACCAAACCUGUUGCCGUUGAGUCACUUCUGACUCGUAGAACUGCCCUACAGGGUUUCCAAGAAGCAGCUGGUGGAUUAUAACUGCCAACCUUUUGGUUAGCAGCCAGGCUCUUAACCACUGUACCACCAACGUCUCCUUUAAUUCUGGAAGCAGGGGGGCAAGUCCUGACUGGCUCUGCUAUAUAGUGGCUGUGUGACCUUGGGAAAGCCAGUUCACCUCUCUGAGCCUUAUCUACCUCAUCUAUAAAAUGGUCCUAUGGUCUUCACCUACCUUACAGGCCAUUGUGGGGCUCCAAUAAGAUGGUGGAGACGAAAGCACGUGAUAAACUUGAAGGUAUCGAACAUGUAUUGUGACCAGUGUGGCCCUGGCCCAGCUUUCUGGUGAUUUCUAGGGCAGGGGGCUCUGAGUGGGAUGGGGAAAGAGCCCUCUGCUAUCUGACUGGGAGCUGCCCCUGGGUCACACACACUGCUUUGCUUUGUCUCCCACAGCAGCUCGAGGUCAGGAGAUGGUUUCGGCCUGAUGCACUGGCCCACCUUGGAGGGCUCCCAGAGUUAUAUUUCAAUUCAGCCAGAUUUACAGCCCGCCAGGUCCUUUGGGAGGGGUUUCUGCUCCUCACGUGGGGUUACCAAAAAGCCUGACCAGCAGGCCUGGCAGUACCCACUGCUCCUGCCUGAGGGGCCAGAGGAGGGGCUGUCCAGCCCUACCCGUGAGGAGACUGGUCUGGAGUGGAUACCAGGGACACCAUCAGGACAAGAUUGGGGAAGCUUCAGAUGCGUAUUCUGCAGUGGGAGAACUCUCCUCAGCCCAUGGUGAGGUCGGAGCCCUAAAGAGCUAACUGGGUGCAGCCACCACAGUGGAAAAUGGGUGGGCCGUGGCUACUUCUCCCCAGCCCAGGUCUGAGAGCAGGGAGGUCCCAGUCCCUCUAUCAGACAUCAAUCGCCUGAGGCCUAUCACCAAUAGGACCUUCAUUCAGGAGGUCCCCGAGGGGGGCAGCUGGGGCUGAAAUGGGGGCAGUCCCCACCCAGGUGUAGGCACACCUAGUUCUGAGGAAGACAUCUACUAUAGUCCUACCUCUCAGAAAACAACCAGGUGGUUUUAGACCUAUAGUCUCUCAUAUUUACAACAGUCAGGGAAAAGAGACCAGCAGAAUAGUCCAAAUGAGACUUCCCACAGAGGAAGAAAGAGGCACACAGCCAGGGAGCUCUGAGAGAGCCCUGGGAAGGAGCUGUCCACUCCUGGGAGAUCCUCCACCCACCUGGCUGUAUGAGAUUGUAUAUGGCUGUGGCUAAUGCCCAUCAACGGUUCCCUGACCCACCCCAUGGCUACGUGCCCCAAAUGGGGCCAUGGUACAAGGGUGUCCUGGAAAAGGGGGCAGUGGGUUUUGAUAUGGGUACAAAUUCUGGAAGGAGUCUGAGUGGUGCGAACGGUUAAGGUGCUUGACUGCUAACUGAAAGGUUGGAGGUUUGAGUCCACCCCGAGGUGUCUCAAAAGGCCUAUCGAUCUCCUGAAAAAUCAGCCCUCGGAAAUACACUUCUACUGUGACACACAUGGGGUCACCAUGAGUCAGAGUCAACCUGACGGCAACAGGUCUUUAGUUAUUUACACUGUAUAAAACCCAUUGCUGUCAAGUCAAUUCUGACUCAUAGCAACCUAUAGGACAGGGUAGAAUUGCCCCUUAGGGUUUCCAAGGCUGAAAUCUUUAUGGAAACAUGCUGCCACAUUUUUCUCCCACAGAGCUGCCGGUGGGCUCAAACUGCUGACCUUUUGGUUAGCAGCUGAGCGCUUAACCACAGUGCCACCCUGGCUCCUUUUACACUACAUAAAAAAACACCACAUAAAAGCUACUAUUUAUAGAAUACGGAAUAUCUCCUAUGUGCUGUGUUAGGCAUGUCACAUAAAUUAUCUCACCCUCCAGAGUAACUGUGACUAUCACCAUUUUACAAAUGAGAAAACUGAGACCCAGAGAGGUUUAGUGCCCAGCCCAAGAUAGCCCAGCUCACAAGUGGCAGAAAUGGGAAAUGAAUCUAGACUUCACCACGCUGCCCAUACUCCUAGCUCCGAAAGACCUGGAGCCCCUGCAAGUAGAGCUGUUUCCAGGGCACAGACUUCUCCCAGUAGAGCUGUCCCUGAACCUGGAUGAGCCAGGCCAGCAACGCUCACUGAGUUGAGCCUGCCUCUCCCUCAUGCAGUCUGCCACCUACCCCUGGGAGCAUUAGUCCAGGCUCCCAGCGCCCACCCCCUGGUUUCCCUGGGGCACUGACCGGGGGACCAGCAGAAACACAGCUCCAGGUUCCAAGUGUCCUGUCCCCCUUCUCAUCUCUCUGGCAGAGCCAGGAAGACUGGCCUCCCCUCAGCCGAAUAAUGCCCAGGCUUCUUCUGGUCUGGGCUUAACUGGACCUAUUUGGGGGUUGGAGUAUCUGUGAAAAGCUCCUGGUAGAAGGAGGGAUUUGGAAUGGAGUAGAACUUGGGCACUAGAAGUGGGAAUAAGGAGCAUUUCUGGCUGGUGGAACUUUGUGAACAAAGGCAGUAGAGAGAGGCCCUGCUAAAGUGGAGAGUGCACGUUGGUCUGUAAUGGGAAAGGUCAGCACACCUUCAGCAAGGGACUUUAGAGGCCCCAGAGCCCCACCCCCCACAGCCACACUGUCCUUUUGACCUUGGAAGGAUUGACUUCCUGACUAGCCCAAGACUGGGAGAGCAGAUUUAAGAUAGCUCAGUAACAUGUAAUCCAAUAGAGACCUUCUGAUAGGAACGCACUUUAAUGAAUAGAUAAGAACAGCACGUAAUUAGCACAUUGGCAAGUAAAAUGGAUAUGCUAAAGCCUUUGAAAAUAAUUUCAUCUCAUAAAUAGGUUAAAUAUCCCUCCUAGUGUGCAUUCUUGGUGAGCCUUUCUUUCCCCCACGGGGCAGGCGGGUGGGAUGCUGGGGCACGUCCUCCUGGUUGGUUACACUUGAGCUAGCUGGGAUCCUGAUGAGACCUGACUCUGCCCACCUGCCUCCCCUGAACCCCGACUACAGAGAGGAACACAGCUGCCAAUUCCACCCACCACUCCUUACCCUAUCUGCCUCCCCCCUGCCAAGUCAGCAAAGGAGAGCGAGGGGUCUUGGAGGGUGACCUCAGGAGAUGGUGUCCACAGCCUAGGCCUUGUGCCUGAUCAGAUCUGACUCCCUGCCAGGAACACUCAGGCUCACACACCUGCCUGCGGCUCUCAGGUUCCUGUUCAGGCUGCUCCCUCGCCUCCUGUCCCUGCUGGGAGGUGCAGAGCUUAGGUGCUUCCUGCUGCUGCCAGCAAAGACGUGGUGCAGAUCCUCCCGUGUCCUUCCACAGAAACCCAGUCUCCAGGUCCUAGCUUGCCUGCUGUUCACUUUGCCCCACCCACCCUCCACCCCCAAGAAAGCAGGGUGAGAUGGGAUGGGGAGUCACUUCAAGGCACAGCCUGUGAGGAACUGUGGAAAGAGGCCGAGGCGGGGGGCCCUGGCUUUUGCAGGGUUUUCUUGACUCAUCCUGACCAGUGGUAGGGACUUCCCAGGAGACACCAGUAAGGGUAGGGAACUUUUCCGGAGCCAAAGACUAGACUGAUUAUGGUAGGCUUCCCAAAGAUGGCAGCAAUGGCACGGGCUGCUAUGGAGAGGUGGGAAGGGGUAGUGACCCAGGAGUGCCAGGAGAGGGACAGAACCCUGGCGUCUGCUUAUAGCCAGCAAUCUUGGCGCUCUCUCUCCCCUUUUGCCCUUGAGACUGAGCACUCCGCAGGGGACAAUGCUGGGGGAGGCACAUUCACCUCAGAGACCCAGGGAAGCAUGAAGGGUUAAAACUGGAAAACCAACCAAUGAGCAAAGAGUGAUGAGUGCAGGGCUUGGCAGGCAAUGGGCUGAGGGUGGUCAGUCCCCAGCCCUCUGCCCAGUCCCCAGUUCCCUGGCUCUAAGCCUGGUAUAGGCAAGAGGAGAGCUUCUUUCAGGGUGGGCUCCCCUAUCAUGGGGUCCAGCCUUGCCCACUCACCCUACGGGUCUCACUAGGGCUCCUGCCUUCCUCAAAGGAACACCUGAUGCAGGGCCUUUCCCUCUGGCUUCCUAACAGAAGAGGUCCUGUCUUUAGCUCUCACGUGGAGGCCGGGAUUGGUGUCUGGGAAGCUGCAGACUGAUGGUCCUGCUGCCCCAGGGGGGUGCUCUGAGAACUUUUCUAGUGCAGAGACCCAGCCCGCCCCCCACCUCCAGCCAAGCUGACCCUACUCAACCCUCAAUUCGCUUGAGAGGUAUUUCUUCUCCUCUCAUCCAGAGGUUUGCAAAUUGGUGGACUGCACACCUGUUUCGAUUCCCACGCACAGUGUUCAAAAAAAAAUUAUAUUUUACAUCAAAAUCCAGACUUCAGGUUUUUGGGAAAAAUCAGUGACUGACAACAUUGGACUGGUAUUUCCACAAGACCACCGUCAGCUGGGGAUGAGCAGCAGGAACCCUGUAGUGUGGUGGACACUCACCAGCUCCUCCCCUUCCAGAUGCCCGAUUGGUUUUCCCUCAUUUCCAUUGGCACCUGCGGCCGUUGGUUGUUGUUGUUGUUUGCCAUCAAGUUGAUUCCAAAUGUGCAGAGUAGAACUGCUCCAUAGGAUUUUCAAGGCUGUGACCUUUCAGAAGCAGAUCACCAGGCCAUACUCCCAAGGCACUUCUAGGUGGAUUUGAACCCCCAGCCUUUGGGUUAGUAGAUGAGCACUUAACCAUUUGUUCCACCCAGGGACUCCUUCUGCAGGUAUAUGAGUCUGUGACUCCUCUGCUGACCCAACUUGCCCCAAAUUCACCUUUUAUCACGUCAUCCCACCCUUCCUCCAACUCAUAGCGACCCUAUAGGACAGGACAAAAUUGCCCUGUAGGGUUUCCAAGGCUGUAAUCUUUAUGGAAGUAGACUGCCACAUCUUUCUCCCAUGGAGUGGCUGGUGGACUUGAACCACCGAUAUUUAGGUGAGCAGUCAAGUACUUAACCACUGCAACACCAGGGUUCUUUUUUCUGCCUGUCGUUGUUGUUAGGUGCCAUCGAGUAGGUUCCAACUCUUCGCGAGCCUACAUACAACAGAACAAAACACUGCCUGGUCCUGCACCAUCCUCACAAUCGUUGCUAUGUUUGAGUCCAUUGCUGCAGCCACUGUGUCAGCUCAUCUUGUCGAGGGUCUUCCUCUUUUUCGCUGACCCUCCACUUUACCAAGCAUGAUGUCCUUCUCCAAGGACUGGUCCCUCCUGAUAACAUGUCCAAAGUACAUGAGAUGAAGUCUCGCCGUCUUUACUUCCAAGGAGCUCUCUGGCUGUACUUCUUCCAAGACAGACUUGAUCGUUCUUCUGCCCCUAGAAAUCCCCAAAACCUGUUUCUGUUGAGUCAAUUCCAACUCAUAGCAACCCUACCUUUGGUCCUGGUUCAUCUUCAAUACUGCAUUGAGAUUUCCUUUCGUCCUAUGGCUGUGCCCUCCAGCAGAUUGCAAGCUCCUUGAGGGCAGGGACACUUGCUGUGCUCCCAGGAGCUGACACAGGGCUUGGCACAUAGUAGGUCCUCCAUGAGUGCACAUUGAAUGAAUCUGUCUCUCUCCCCUGCUGAAGCCCUCCAUAGCCCUCCUUUGCCUGCAGGGCCUAAUCCCUCUCCAGACCUGGGGUGGGGGGCCAUGACUCCUGAAGUCUUCCUGAAAUGGAGGGGAUGUGAUUCUGGGUCUUGGAGGAGUGAUGGGAUAAGAAGGGUACAACUGCUCCUGAUCCUUGAGGUGUCCAAUCUCUACUGGAAGUUCCAAAGUACUCGCCCAAUUGUGCUUUGCUUUGUUUUUUAAUUUAGAGCAUUCAGCAGGGCUGAGGGAGGAUUUCACACUUUUUAAUAAAACAUCUUCAAAUCAAAUGAUCCUUGUAGCUACUCUAUCAAUCCGCUGGUGCUCUGGUAAUAGGGAUAACUCACUCAUCUAGUAACUGCCACUGUUCAAGUGUUAGAUGUGAGCUUAUGAGAUGUCAGCUAAGUGAGUUUUUGGUUAAUCAAGUGCCUUUGUCCCAUAAGGUUGGUACAUUCUGAAGGCCCAGUGGAGCUUCAGACACUAGGGCCUAGUUAAAACCAUUGGCAUCCUCACAUCCCGCACCGCUGGUAGCCUUGGAAGGCUGCCCUAGAUGCUCCUCCAGGACUCCCUGCUGACAAGCUCUGUACCCUCUGCCCCCUCUGUCUCACCCCAGCCCUGCUAGGACUUUCCUCACUGAGGGAAC